This is a messenger RNA of Aspergillus ochraceoroseus IBT 24754, 2613 nucleotides long. RefSeq lists its product as uncharacterized. Bases 1 to 2613 code for a protein of 870 amino acids. Gene Ontology annotation, cellular component: chromatin. The transcript has 5 exons. Gene Ontology annotation, molecular function: zinc ion binding; RNA polymerase II cis-regulatory region sequence-specific DNA binding; DNA-binding transcription factor activity, RNA polymerase II-specific. Gene Ontology annotation, biological process: DNA-templated transcription; regulation of transcription by RNA polymerase II. Lineage: Eukaryota; Fungi; Ascomycota; Eurotiomycetes; Eurotiales; Aspergillaceae. The record is from RefSeq and is a predicted model, not a curated record.
AUGGCCGCAGAAAAACGGAGUCGAAAGAAUUCCAACCCAACUUUUAGACCAAGACGCCAUCAUUGCACCGUUCCUGGCUGUGGGAAAGCCUUCACACGUCUGUCCCACUUGCAACGGCACUCACUGAACCACUCUGAGACUCAAUGGGUCUGCAGCAGAUGCAAUGCCCCAUUUAAACGAUUAGAUCUUUUAGAACGCCAUAAGGCCCGUCAUUCGGUCAAGGAUAGGCUGGCAGGAGGUACAGGCCUUGGGAUCCUUCAAACUCGUAGGAAGACGUUUCAUGGAGCCACGCCAGUUCCAGAUGCUCUUAUUUCACCUGAAAGUCCCGGUACCGUGGAGGACACUCUGCCUGUGUCUCGAAAAGGUGCUUACCAGACAUCGACAAACCACCUGCUCCAGCAACAUCAAGCCGCAGUUAACAAAAAUGCAGCACCCGACGUCGGGAGGCCGGGACUCCCUGUCGAACUUGGCGCAUCUAGCAAUUCGUCUGAGAUUGCGGUACCGAUGCUCGAUGUAUCCGAGAUGGCUGCCGUGAUGAGCCCGUCAGCAAAUUUCGCUGAAUUCGGGAAUAUGUAUUAUGAUACAACCUUUGAUUCUGUGCACUUCGAUGUCAUGGGUAUAAAUCGUUUAUCCCCAGAACUUAGUCCGGUCAACUCAGCGGGAUCUCAAAGCGUUGAUGGCGUAGACUCUUACGAGAAUGACACCCAGGAAACGCAACCAUCGCUACCCCUUCGGUGCUCACCUCGGGGUCUUAAUUGGGCUGAAAUACAGCCCUAUCGUAUCGCUCCCACAAUAGAAGAUUCGGAUAUUCAGUUAUCCGCUAGAGGGAAGCGCAGUGUGAAUUUCAUACCUCAGCUUAACGCCUCAACAGUUUUACCACUCAGUUCUAAUGAAAUGAGACGGCGAUUAGAAGCUCCAAUCCACGAUGUAGUUCAGGAAACAAUAGAAGGGGAACCAACUGGUUCUUCCCAGCCCCAAAAUCAUCCGUCAUCUGAGCCUAGUGAGCUACAACUUUCAUCCACAAAACGAGAUGAAAUUCUCGAUCUGUUGUCAGAGAUCAGACCAGUAUUCCCCGAUGGUUCUCUUGUGGGCGAGAAAGCCCCUGAACUCUCACUCCAGAAUAUGCAAGAAUUCCUAGACCUAUUUCUACGUUACUUCAACACAUCCUACCCCAUGGUACACGUUGCUACCCUAGAAGCUAGCAGCGCAGAGCCUAUAUUUCUCCUGUCCAUGAUUGUCCUCGGCGCCACAUACAAAAACAAGGUGUCCCAUCAACUUUCUGUAUGCCUCUACGAUGCAAUCGUUCCGUAUAUACUCAGUGGUUUGAUGAGCAUCCCGCUUCCUGAUUUGUCGACACUGCAAGCCUUUCUCAUUCUGGAGUGCUAUGGCAUGUAUAGGGCAGGUCCCUAUCAGCGCGAAAAUGCCAUGUUGAUCCACACGCUGCUGUUUAGUGCUAUUCGUCGAGUGUCCAGGUACCAUGUUCGAGGAAGAGUAAUGCUUCCACAUCAUCUCUUCAAUCCCCACAGGCGAUGGAGGACCUUUUCACUAAUAUUGUUUUUCUUCAUGUGGGACACACAGAACGUAUCCUGCUACUCUUUCAUGCCCAGCAUGUCCACUCAAACCAUCCAAGUGCAGCUUCCCUGUUCGAAGGAGCUCUGGGAAGCCCGAACCGAAGAAGAAUGGAGCAAACUCUCGCAGGCCCGUAAGGAACCUCCUAAUUUCAACGACACGGUCAAGCAACUAGUUGAAGACGGAGACAAUCUACAAUGCGAGCCACUUGAUGGCCUCUCACUAACCCUCGUACUCCACGGACUUAUGUCCAUGUGCAACGACAUGGUCCACUUUGACAACCGAUCCAUCUACCUGGGCGACCUAGAAAAGGGUGAAGUCUCAUGGACCCCAUGGCGUCGACAAAUGACACAUGCCCUCGAAACAUGGAAAGCCAAGUACGACGCCUACAGCAUGGCCUCUGUGCAAACUAUGGCAGCCACCGUCGCUGCCGGUGGAGACGAAGAACGGACUCAAGCCAACUACCAAAAGGAAAGCAUUGCCCUUCUUGCGCUUUAUCACACCGCGCAUAUUGUGAUCAAUUGCAAAAUUCGUCACCUCCAAGCUGCCGCAGGUGCAAAGGCAAUUUUUGGACACAUCGUUAAUCCCCCAGAUCGGGAAGAGAGCAUGCGUUGGGUACGCCUGUGGAUCACGGAGCAUUCCAGCGCGGCUGACCACGCAGCCUGGCAUGCCGCGCAGAUGUUCCGGGAGGGCCUUCUUUACCUGAAACACUGGGAUGUGAACGGCUUAUUCCAUUACCCUUGGUGUUUAGUUAUCGGUACCUUGACGUGCUGGUCUUUCCACCGCUUUGGGGGGGAAGGGCUCGAGCCUUCGGCCUGCAACCAUCCUCCUGGAAGGGACAUACCCCAGGGUCAGUCUCAGGCGUUAAUGAAUCACCUUGUCUCGUUAAUGGCAUCUGUAGCGCCAACGAAUGUUCGUCGGACGUUGACGAAAUGUUGUACGCAUGGACUCUCCAUUGAGGUUGCGCGCUACCUGAAGAGCGUCCGAUGGACUGCAGCAUACGAAGCAAUGAAACUAUUAGAGGGACUCUCAGGGACAACGUAG